This is a messenger RNA of Cheilinus undulatus (humphead wrasse), 2738 nucleotides long. RefSeq names its product myotonin-protein kinase-like. Gene Ontology annotation, cellular component: cytoplasm; cytoskeleton. Bases 577 to 1872 code for a protein of 431 amino acids. Gene Ontology annotation, molecular function: protein serine/threonine kinase activity; ATP binding. The transcript is spliced from 11 exons. Gene Ontology annotation, biological process: actomyosin structure organization; peptidyl-threonine phosphorylation. Lineage: Eukaryota; Metazoa; Chordata; Actinopteri; Labriformes; Labridae. The record is from RefSeq and is a predicted model, not a curated record.
UGGUCCGACCCUCAAAUGAUUCCUUCAAGGAGUCAGCAUUAUAACUCAGAAGCUGAUACCACAAGUUCUGGACUUUAAUGAGCAGGAUCCUGAUCGAUUGUACCGGUUUAUGUGCCCAGUUUAACACACCUGUAAACCGCCAUCAGCGUGAGCUGUUUUGUGUACCGUGCUGCCAUAAGAAAAACAAUCACUAUUAUCUUUCAUACCACCAAAAAUGAGCAGUGAGGACAGGGAGGUUGUCUCCUUUCUCGUCUGCUGUCCCUGCAGACUCUCAGCAGGCUGCUGUGGAAAGUAGAAGAACGCUUCUUUACCUGCUUUCUGUCUUUGUAUUUUGCUGUUUAUCAAAUACUGACCACACAAGAUGGUCAAGGUAAGAUAAAGUAGACUUUAAUGUCUCCAUAGGGACAUUGGUCCUGGACUCUGUCCACAGGUACAAAAUCAAUAAAUACAUAGAGAUCAUAGAGAACACAUGAUGUUCGGUCCUGCAGCAGCAGCACGUCCAUCUAACAAUGUUCCACAUCUACAUAGAAGCAGAGGUCUGCAGCAGUGGCAUGCUGGGACAGACAUCUAAAGGACAUGGGCACAGAUGAAUGUAACGGUCCAGUCUGGUCUGAGGAACCCCACAUCUCCCUCCUGAGGGUUGCUGUGGCCAGGAUGCGGAGCACUCAACAAGUCUAUGCACUGAAGAUCAUGAAUAAGUGGGACAUGCUGAGGAGAGGAGAGACGGCGUGCUACCAGGAGGAGAGGGAGGUUUUACUGAGGGGGGACAGACGCUGGAUCACUGAGCUGCAUUAUGCCUUUCAGGAUGACAACUACCUGUACCUGGUGAUGGACUACUACGCAGGAGGAGACCUGCUGACUUUACUCAGUAAGUUUGGAGACCGGAUCCCCGAGGACAUGGCUCAGUUCUAUUUGGCUGAGAUGGUCAUGGCCAUAGACUCUGUCCACAGACUGGGCUACGUACACAGAGACAUCAAACCUGACAACAUCCUGCUGACAGCAGAGGGACAUGUCCGACUUGGGGACUUUGGCUCUUGUCUCAGGCUCCUCGAGGAUGGGGUGGUGCACUCGUCGGUAGCCGUGGGGACCCCUGACUAUCUGUCUCCAGAGAUUUUACGGGCAGUGGAGGGAGGAGGAGGUUAUGGUCCUGAGUGUGACUGGUGGGCUCUAGGUAUCUGUGCCUUUGAGAUGUUACUGGGCUGCACACCCUUCUACGCAGAGUCCGUCUCUGAAACGUACGCAAAGAUUAUUCACUUCCAGGAGCACUUCGAGUUCCCCGGUAAUGGCCCAAAGAUUUCGGACCAGGCCCACUGCUUCAUCAGCAGCCUCAUCUGUGAGAAGGAUGUCCGUCUGGGGAGGAAAGGUUUCUGUGACUUCAGGACCCAUCCUUUCUUUUGUGGACUAGAUUGGAGCUCCCUACAUAACCUCUCUGCCCCCUACCUGCCAGAAGUUUCCAAUCCAACAGACACAUCCAACUUUGACAUCCUAGAUGACUGUCUCAGUGACAUGGAAUCACUGUCUGAUGUCAUGGAGAGAGCGCCAACAGGAGCACACCUGGCCUUUGUUGGAUACUCCUACACGGCUACCAGUCAGACUGGGGCCAUCGACCGCAGUCAGGACAUCAUGAUGCAGAUCGACCACACCAGGUUGAGGGGCUUUGAGACUCUUUACACUCCAACAACGCUGGGAAGGAUGUUGCAGCUCACAGACACUCUACCAGAUGAGCUCCCUGCACUGCUGGAGCUCCCACUCACCCUGGAUCCUAGUCCUGCUGCAUCUACCCACACCAGCAACAUGGAGGGGAAGCAGACUGACCCAGAAUCAGGACUCAGUGAGGACCUGCGGAGUUCUGCCACUGAAGUCCCCAGAUAGCAAAACAGAGCCGAGUGACUGGAAGUGAAGGAUUUCUGUCUGAAGUUCAUGAAGAUAUUCUUCUGAAAAAUAUGGCGAGCUUGAAGGCGGUAAAUAGAUAGCACAUAAAUAAACAUCUUUGAUGUUUUCAAGAAGUCCUCUGGUCAUUUUAGCCAAAUAUGAGUUUUUCCUUUUUUGAUUGGUGAAAUAUAAUUGUGAUGUUCUCUUUCAUACCAAAUAAUUGCUCCCCCAGAUUGUCUUCCAUUUUUUAUGUGGGAGUAUUUUAAAGGGGCUAAACUCUGCUCAGUAUAGUUAUUUGGGCAGUUUGAGGGGGUGUUAUCAUGUCUCCAUGUUUCUUGUAAGAUAAUUAAAUCAAUGUUGUCUAUACUAUUUACAAAUUCAGGACCUGUAGUUUUAACUCCAAAAGUUGAAGACUUCAGUCCCUGAAUAUUCCAACUACUAACUGAGAACGAUGCUAUUCUUUCAUUUAAAUAUGUCGUGCUUCAUAAGAAGUAUUCAAGAUACAAUCAAGAACAUUUCAGUUAAAAUGUGUACUGUUCUAAACUAAAUUAUAACUAAUCUAAAUGGUUAGUUUGACUUAUUAACUUUAUGACAAAUGAAUAGAUAAUGUCUUCUAACUGGUUUUGCUCCAGAAGAACCUUUGGUCAGGAAGCAACUGCAGCGUAGGUGUCCGUCUGUGUGUAGUGCUGUGAUGAGCAGACAAAUCUUUACAACAAUAGAAAGGGGACUUAUAGAGUAACUUACAUAUUACACGUGUGAACAUAAAUAAUAUUUAGAGUACAGUGAAUGAAAAUAAGACAACAGUUGCUAAUAAUUGUAAACUUAAUCCUGUAAACCAUAAAUAAUGAUAGAAUAGAAUAGAAUCC